CGCCGGUUCAUGUCCGAAGGUCAGCGCAGCGGGAGCAGGGGCCGGAGGGAACGCAGCGUGGAGGCUGCAAGGCUGCGGCAGGGAUUCCACACGUGGCAGUCCUUGCUGUUAGAUCCCAGGCAACAUGGCGAGCCUCCUACGUACAGCAGUUAUCAGCUGCUCAAAUCCUCUCUUCAGCAAUGUGAUGUCACGAAAAGUGCAGACUGUGAAGAUGCCAUGCUUGCGAAUGUUCCAAACCCAUCAGAUACUCUGGUGUCAGGCACCUGUAAAACCAGGAAUCCCAUAUAAGCAGUUGACUGUGGGUGUUCCUAAGGAGAUAUUCCAGAACGAGAAGAGGGUGGCAUUGUCGCCAGCUGGUGUUCAGGCUUUGAUUAAACAAGGAUUCAAUGUUGUAGUGGAAUCAGGUGCUGGAGAAGCUUCCAAAUUCUCUGAUGACCACUACAGGGAGGCAGGAGCAAAGAUCCAAGGGACCAAGGAAGUAUUGGCUUCUGAUUUAGUACUCAAAGUGAGGGCUCCUAUAGUUAACCCUGCACUAGGAGUACAUGAGGCAGAUCUUUUUAAGACAGCUGCUACCCUGAUUAGUUUUAUCUACCCAGCUCAAAACCCAGACCUACUGAAUAAACUUGCAGAAAGGAAAACUACUGUCUUGGCUAUGGAUCAGGUUCCGCGGGUCACCAUUGCUCAGGGAUAUGAUGCUCUAAGCUCCAUGGCCAACAUUGCUGGUUACAAGGCUGUUGUACUAGCAGCAAAUCACUUUGGUCGAUUUUUCACUGGUCAGAUCACAGCUGCUGGUAAAGUUCCUCCUGCCAAGGUCCUUAUAAUUGGAGGGGGAGUUGCGGGGCUAGCUUCUGCAGGAGCAGCUAAAUCAAUGGGCGCAGUGGUUCGUGGAUUUGAUACCAGAGCUGCAGCUUUGGAGCAAUUCAAAUCUCUUGGUGCUGAGCCUUUAGAAGUGGAUUUAAAGGAAUCUGGAGAGGGGCAAGGCGGGUACGCAAAAGAAAUGUCCAAAGAGUUUAUUGAAGCUGAAAUGAAACUUUUUGCCAAACAAUGCCAAGAAGUUGACAUCAUCAUCAGUACAGCUCUUAUUCCUGGUAAAAAAGCUCCUAUCUUGUUUCGUAAAGACAUGAUUGAAUCAAUGAAAGAAGGUUCAGUUGUUGUGGAUUUAGCUUCAGAAGCAGGAGGAAACUUUGAAACUACUAAGCCAGGAGAGCUUUACAUUCACAAGGGAGUUACGCAUAUAGGUUACACAGACCUUCCAAGUAGAAUGGCUACCCAGGCCAGUACUUUGUACUCCAACAAUGUUACCAAACUUCUAAAGGCUAUAAGUCCUGACAAGGAAAACUUCUACUUUGAUCUGAAGGACCAAUUUGACUAUGGCACUCUGGACCAUGUUGUUAGAGGCACUGUGGUAAUGAAGGAUGGCAAGGUGAUUUUUCCAGCACCUCCACCAAACAACAUUCCUCAGGGAGUUCCUGUGAAACAGAAGAGUGUGGCUGAGCUGGAAGCUGAGAAAGCAGCCACGAUCACACCUUUUAGAAAAACUAUGACUGCUGCAUCUGCAUAUACUGCAGGUCUGACUACCUUGCUGGGACUGGGCAUUGCAGCUCCUAAUUCUGCAUUCCCACAGAUGGUGACAACGUUUGGUUUAGCUGGAAUAGUAGGGUACCACACGGUCUGGGGUGUGACCCCAGCUCUUCACUCUCCACUCAUGUCUGUGACUAAUGCCAUCUCAGGACUGACUGCAGUUGGUGGGUUGGCAUUGAUGGGAGGGAACUAUUUCCCUGGAAGUACUCCUCAAGGUCUUGCUGUGCUUGCUGCUUUUGUUUCAUCUGUCAACAUUGCAGGUGGCUUUCUGGUUACACAGAGAAUGCUGGAUAUGUUCAAGCGUCCUACUGAUCCUCCGGAAUACAAUUACCUGUACCUGCUCCCUGCUGGUGUCUUUGUAGGGGGAUAUGCAGCUGCUCUCCAGGGUGGCUAUAAUAUUGAACAGAUGAUCUAUCUGGGCUCAGGCUUGUGUUGUGUUGGUGCUCUGGCUGGUCUGUCCACUCAAGGAACUGCUCGUCUGGGUAACGCUUUGGGUAUGAUAGGUGUUGCUGGAGGUUUGGCGGCUACUCUUGGAGGCCUUAAACCAUCACCAGAAUUGUUGGCUCAGAUGUCAGGUGCAAUGACCCUUGGUGGCACCAUAGGUUUGACAAUUGCUAAACGCAUCCAGAUUUCAGAUUUACCUCAGCUAGUGGCUGCUUUCCAUAGUUUGGUAGGUUUGGCUGCUGUGCUCACCUGCGUAGCAGAGUACAUGAUUGAGUAUCCUCACUUCGCUACUGAUCCAGCUGCAAACCUCACCAAGAUUGUGGCGUAUCUUGGCACAUACAUUGGUGGUGUGACUUUCAGUGGCUCCCUCAUAGCUUACGGGAAACUGCAAGGUGUCCUGAACUCUGCACCACUCCUUCUGCCAGGACGGCACUUACUGAAUGCAAGUUUGCUGGCUGCCAGUGUUGGUGGAAUGAUUCCAUAUAUGAUUGAUCCUAGUUACACUACAGGACUUACCUGUUUAGGUUCAGUGUCGGCACUCUCUGCUAUUAUGGGUGUCACUUUAACAGCAGCUAUAGGAGGUGCUGACAUGCCUGUAGUUAUUACUGUACUGAACAGUUAUUCUGGAUGGGCUCUGUGUGCUGAAGGCUUCCUGCUCAACAACAACUUGCUGACCAUUGUUGGUGCUCUCAUUGGUUCCUCUGGUGCCAUCCUCUCUUACAUCAUGUGUGUGGCCAUGAAUCGUUCUCUUGCCAAUGUCAUACUUGGUGGCUAUGGUACCACUUCAACAGCUGGUGGGAAACCUAUGGAAAUUACUGGUACUCACACAGAAGUCAACUUGGACAAUGCAGUUGAAAUGAUAAGGGAGGCCAAUAGUAUUAUCAUUACUCCAGGAUAUGGUCUGUGUGCAGCGAAAGCUCAGUACCCCAUAGCUGACCUGGUGAAGAUGCUGAAAGAACAAGGCAAACAUGUCAGGUUUGGUAUUCACCCUGUGGCUGGUCGGAUGCCUGGUCAGCUGAAUGUGCUCCUAGCAGAAGCAGGUGUGCCAUAUGAUAUUGUGCUGGAAAUGGAUGAGAUCAAUGAAGACUUCCCAGAAACUGACCUGGUCCUUGUAAUUGGUGCUAAUGAUACAGUUAAUUCAGCAGCUCAAGAAGAUCCUAACUCUAUCAUUGCUGGAAUGCCAGUUCUAGAAGUUUGGAAGUCAAAACAGAUCAUUGUUAUGAAGAGAUCUUUGGGUGUCGGUUAUGCAGCUGUGGACAAUCCAAUCUUUUACAAACCUAACACCGCUAUGCUUUUAGGAGAUGCCAAGAAGACCUGUGAUGCCCUGCAGGCCAAAGUCAGAGAAUCCUACCAGAUGUAAAUACUGAUAAUCACCUAUCAAAGUUAAUAUUUGGCCAGUAUGAAAAACAAAAACCGUUAUUUUGUACAUCAGAAUGUAAGGCAAAGUUAUGAGAAAAAAAACAAGUACACAAAUUGGCUUAUAUAAUUUUGACAUCUGAAAAAAAUCAAUACUUUGCUAAGGGUCUAGAAAAACCUGAAUUGUGUUUCUGUUGUGGGUUUUAUGGAUGCU
Emys orbicularis (European pond turtle) is the source of this 3595-nucleotide messenger RNA. RefSeq names its product nicotinamide nucleotide transhydrogenase (gene NNT). The coding region runs from base 125 to 3385 and encodes 1086 amino acids. The transcript has 22 exons. Lineage: Eukaryota; Metazoa; Chordata; Testudines; Emydidae. Gene Ontology annotation, biological process: proton transmembrane transport; NADPH regeneration. The record is from RefSeq and is a predicted model, not a curated record. Gene Ontology annotation, molecular function: NADP binding. Gene Ontology annotation, cellular component: mitochondrial inner membrane.